Molecule: messenger RNA, 2382 nt
Organism: Peronospora farinosa
Lineage: Eukaryota; Oomycota; Peronosporomycetes; Peronosporales; Peronosporaceae
Source: the annotation of a GenBank genome assembly
AUGGCGGACUACCACGUUCUCAAGACACCACAAGUCAAUGCAGGCAGCCCGGGGAACCAGCCGCUGGCUCAGAAAACCACCUCGUCCACCGCCGUCCAUGUUGUCCGCUUGUCAAUUGUGCUGGGCAUUGCUGUGUUUAUUUUCGGUAACAUUGCGACUUGGGCGCCAUUGUACGAGCUUAACCUCCAAAAAACCAUGAUGAAGUGGUGGAACGGGUAUCCGAACCAACCAGCUAUGCCAGCCAUGAAGAAUCAUGGCCACAUGAGCAACAUUGUCGACACGGGUAUCGGUCGCAACAUCACCGAGACCGGGCACACCGAGAUGAUUCGUCCCACCUUUCUCUUUAUCUUUUGCAUCUUCCCCUUCAUUGUCAGUGUCCUGCUCAUUGAAUACUUGCGCCACAUCAACACGGCCCGACGUUUGACAUCGACGCUCAUUUGGCGUUUCGCAAUGCUUAUGCGCCGUAAACCUAAGUUUCUAGUGCUCGGUGUCUCUCGGUUCUCAGUGGGCGAGUGGAUCUUCGGUGUCGUCUACGUUCUCGGUGGCAACGGUCUCUGCUGGUAUUUUCAGUGGGAUCGUCGUGUUAGCUUUGCUUCCGGAGCUGGUCUACUCAACACCUCCAAGUACUGGAAUAUCGUGGGCAUCAGUGCGGCGUACCUGUGUAUUUACAAUAUGGCAUUCCUGUUGCUGCCCGUGACGAGAAACUCGGGCUGGAUGGAGUUUUUUAACAUCUCGUACGCCAACGGUGUCAAAUUUCACCGCUGGAUCGGUUUCAUGACGGUCAUCACCGCCGUCGUGCACAUGGUCGGUUACUGGGGCUAUUGGGUCCGACUAGGCACGUGGCAAGUCAACCAGUUCCCGUGCACUCAUUGCGACUUUGAGUUAGACAACUCGGGAGGCGGCUACUACGCGUGGUUCAACUUUUUUGGCUUCAUUUCCACACUCGCGCUCGUGCUCAUAAUCCCGACCUCGUUCCCCAUUGUCCGUCGCAAGGCCUACGAGUGGUUCUACAUUUCUCACUGGGUGUUGCUCAUCAUUUCUGUGCUCUUUGCAAUCUUGCACUGGACGCAGAUUAUCUGGUGGAUUCUGCCUUCAGGAUGCGUGUGGUUCGUUAGCCGGGCAGCUUCCCGUUGGAAUGCCAUGACCCCCGUCUCGGUUAAGGAGCUUUCGGUCAUCGGUGAUGGUGAUGACGAGUUGGUUAAGAUUGUCGUAAAACGUGCCGCCCCGGGAACGUCCCCAUCUUCAUCGUCCUACGACUACAAGGUCGGCAACUUCCUCUACUUGAACGUGCCUCGUAUCUCAAAGCUGCAGUGGCAUGCACUCACUAUCGCGUCGUCCCCGAAGACGAGCCCCACUGACGUCACUCUGCUGGUCAAGUCUCUCGGAGACUGGUCAAAAAGCUUGGUGCAGUAUGCUAAGGACUGUCACCGUGACAACAUUACCCCGCUGAUAUACAUGGAUGGUUUCUAUGGUGCUUCCCUUGAACAGUACGAAGAUUACUCCACCGUGUGCUUGGUUGGUGGCGGAAUUGGUGUGACUCCUGUGCUGGCCAUUUUAGAUGACCUUGCCGCCAAACUGUCCAGCAAUGGUGUCUCAUGGACCCAACGUUUCACUUUCAUCUUCACGUUCCGUGAGCUCAGUAUUUUUCAGGCUGUUGCACCCGUGCUUGCCCAACUUCGUCAGCUAGACCCACACGCGCAGUUCUUCAGGGUCCACCUAUUUGCGACUGGCGUCUACUCGGAUAUUGACCUUUCUCAUAAGUUAGAAUCCUCGCUCAUUAAGGAAAUGCCUGACGCGGCAACGACCAAGUCCACGAGUCGUGCUGCACGCCCAUUCUACGAGCCUCUGCGUUCAAGCAACAUGAUCCGCUUUGUUAUGUACUUGGUGCUCUACAUCGUAGCAAUUGCGGUUGUUUUCGUCGUGAAAUGGGGGAAUGGUGUCAUCCAGGGAACCAAUCACUUUGAGCUCUGGCCGCUUCAGCGCUCAUUCGAGCUUGCAGUUUUCUGCUUGACGAUCGUAGUAGUUUACGGCUUCGUGUAUUAUGAACACGCGAUGUUUCGUCGCAGCCACGCAGCCACCGAGUCGACCCCGAUUGUGACAGGAACCCCAGUAUCAAAGCUCACUGCUUUUGGAGGCGAUGUCCACUCUGUGGGAGACCUUCUCGGUCACUUCAGCGUCAUGAUAGGUAAGCGACCCGACAUGCAGUCUCUCCUGCAGCAAACGCUGGAGGCUCACAAGCUGGAUGAUAGCUCUGCGAGUUUGCUGUCUGUAGUCGGUGUCAUCUUGUCUGGACCAGAAGCAUUAAAGAUGGCAACAAACGAGGCCAUUUAUGCUCUGGGUGGUGGCAACUUUGACGUCCACGAAGAGGAGUUCGAGUUGUAG